Caenorhabditis briggsae is the source of this 1491-nucleotide messenger RNA. It is a transcript of the gene Cbr-sur-6, whose product is annotated as Protein CBR-SUR-6. Gene Ontology annotation, cellular component: protein phosphatase type 2A complex; cytosol. The record is from RefSeq and is a predicted model, not a curated record. NCBI's taxonomy places the organism in Eukaryota, Metazoa, Nematoda, Chromadorea, Rhabditida, Rhabditidae. Gene Ontology annotation, biological process: peptidyl-serine dephosphorylation. The coding region runs from base 1 to 1491 and encodes 496 amino acids. Gene Ontology annotation, molecular function: protein phosphatase regulator activity; protein binding. The transcript has 10 exons.
AUGGUCAUGGAGGUCGACGAACCAGCAGUUGCGGCAACUACAUCUCAAGAUGAGCAGGAUGAAGCUCAAAAUAAUGACGUCGAGAUGGACACUUCUGAAGGGCCCAUCGAAGCCGAUCAAACUUUUGAGGCUGUAGACCAAAUUAAUUGGAAAUUCAAUCAAGUGAAAGGAAACAUAGAUUCCGAGGUCCACACUGAAGCUGAUGUCAUCUCGUGUGUGGAAUUUUCACAUGAUGGUGAAUAUCUGGCUACUGGAGACAAAGGAGGCCGGGUAGUAAUUUUUCAAAGAGAUCAGAGCGGGAAGUAUGUCAAAGGAGUCAGGUCUAGGGAGUACAAUGUUUAUUCGACAUUCCAAUCCCAUGAACCGGAAUUCGACUAUCUGAAAUCUCUAGAAAUUGAUGAGAAGAUCAACCAGAUUCGGUGGUUAAAGAAAAAGAACGCAGCCAAUUUCAUCCUUUCCACAAACGACAAAACUAUCAAACUUUGGAAAAUAAGCGAACGAGAGCGUAAGAUUGGAGAGGAUGCUUGGAACCUGCCGAGAACAAACAGAAUCAACACAACUUCUUUCCGUGGUCGUCUUCAAAUUCCUUCGAUUGUGCCAAUGGAAUUGAUAGUUGAAGCGAGUCCUCGACGAGUUUAUGGAAACGCUCAUACCUAUCAUGUCAACAGUAUUUCGGUUAAUUCUGAUCAGGAAACAUUCUUGUCUGCCGAUGAUCUACGAGUCAAUCUCUGGAAUUUAGAGAUCACCAAUGAGUCUUUCAACAUAGUCGAUAUCAAACCUGCCAAUAUGGAGGAACUAACGGAAGUCAUUACUGCCGCAGAGUUCCACCCAACUCAAUGUAACUGGUUCGUCUACUCGUCAUCAAAAGGAUCCAUCCGAUUGUGUGAUAUGAGAGAUCGGGCUCUUUGUGAUGCAUAUGCUAAAAUUUUCGAAGAGCCAGAAGACCCACAAUCCAGGUCUUUCUUCUCAGAGAUUAUCGCUUCUGUGAGUGACGUCAAAUUUUCACACAAUGGGCGAUAUUUGCUAACCCGAGACUAUCUCACUGUAAAGGUUUGGGACUUGAAUAUGGAAUCACAGCCCGUCGAGACCUACCCAGUGCAUAAUUAUCUACGUACUAAACUAUGCGCACUUUAUGAAAACGAUUCGAUUUUUGACAAAUUCGAGUGCGAUUGGAGUGGUGACGAUAAACAUAUUCUUACUGGUUCCUAUCACAACUUGUUCCGAACAUACGCUCGGGGCAACGACGGCGAUUCGAAGACAUGGGAAGCUCGACCGCAAGAACCCUACUCUCAGCUUCGAUCUCGAUCCGUCGUUCCGUCCGCUAAGCGGAAGAGACCAAAUGUACCACCAACCCCUGAACAGACCGAGGAGGAGCUGUCAUCAGACCAACUUCAAUUCGAUCGCAAGAUUUUGCACACUGCUUGGCAUCCAAAGGAUAAUAUCAUUGCACUUGCAGCCACUAACAACCUUUACAUCUUCUCAGAUGUUUAA